UAGAUAUGUCUCAGCAAUGAUUAAUACUAGAGAUAUUGGUAAGUUAAGAGAAUCGUUAAAAAAUAUCAUUAAGGAACCACGGUCAUUUAUUUUUUAGUUGUCGCUACAACUAGCGUCUUAUGGAUCAUGAAAGAGAUAUAAAUACUUCCGAUUAGAUUUAAUUAGAAUAAAUGUAGAGAAACCUAGAGAAAUACAUCGUCAGCAAUAACGGAAAAACCACUAGUGGGUUUGUAAGCAAAAUGAACAAUAUAUACAUCUAGCCUAGCAAUAAAUAAAAUGGAAAAACAGCUUAUUUUCAGACCUGUUAUCAUUCCCUGAGCCGAUCAAGGAGCACAUGAUGUCGACGCAGGUCUAUUAUGUACAGAGAGAAGGAGGAUUAUUGAUGUUUGUAGUUCAUUGCUUCUGAUAUUCGUGCUAAAAAUAUAUAAAAUAUUGAAACCUGACCAAGUGUGGAUCCUUCUGAAGUUGCCUAGGGGUUUAUGCCUAUAUAAACUCUCUUGAUAUUUAUCAUUUAAUAACUUCCGAAGAAUGAAGAGAAUAUUGGAUUCUAGCGUUAGUCCACAAUCUCCAGGACCCAGUGAAAAACCAAAGCAGAAUUUACUUGCAACGAUAUCAUCUCUGUCAAAUGAAUAUAGAAAUGUUAAAGAAACCGCUCCAUGCUCUGAAAGUGUACUACAGGCGACUUCUUUGUUCCAACUGGACAAUCAUAAUUUUCGUCUAAAUUCUGAAGAUCAAAAUGAAGAUACAGAUUUAAAAGAAGAGUUAAGGCUUAGUUUUUUGAGAUGUAAAAAGAAUCCAGGUCACAAGAAGUUUAUACCGACAGAUUGUUUCACGUUAAAUCACCUCCCGGAAACACUACAAAAUGCUGACAUUUAUGAUUUAAUUAAAAAUAUUUCAAAUCUGACAGUUCAAGUAAUUGUCAGAUAUGUUAGCCAUUGUAGGCCUAACUUUUGGCCCCGAACAACGAGACCUUUUCCAUUUUAUCAGAUGAUUGGUUCAUCAUGUUUAAGAGCUGCAAGUGGUUUUAUUAAUGAAAUUUAUAAAUGUACAAAUAGAAAGUGUCCUUGUCAAAGUUGUCAACAUUCCGACACACCUAGUACAGAGUACUGGGGAAUAUUGUUAAAUACUGCAACUCAUGUUGUGUUCGAUGAAAUGGAGGCUAGACGCACAUCUAUUAUAUUAUACUACGACAGCGAGGAAACUCCGGGGAUCUCUCUUAACAACAUUACUUGUGUUCAUGCCAGUACAGAAACAGAUUUGUGUCAAUUAAAAUGUGUGACAUGUGAUAAAAAUUUAGGAGAUAAACUAUACCAGGAUUGGAAAAAGUUUUAUUUUUCAUGGGAUGAAGUUCACAACAAAUAUAGGGAGUCUAGAGAUGUAGAGAAAGCUUGUUUUAUUGUUUCACAUCCUCAUGGGUGUAGUAAACAGAUCAGUUUUGGUAAAUGGUAUGAAAAAAUCAUGUGUAAUAACGAUUACAAUUGCAGGUUUACCUACAGAACCGCUACAUGCCCUGGCACUAGUGGAGCCAUAGUCUGUGUGUUAGGUUAUGGAAGUGAGUUUUGGAAUCAAAUUCCACACGCUGGAACUACACCUACUUCUAGACUUAACUUCAGUGGAGAAGGAGAAAUCUGGAGUGACGCGUGACGAAAUAAACUAUUUCAUAAACAAAAAAAUGUCAACAAAAA
Biomphalaria glabrata is the source of this 1685-nucleotide messenger RNA. RefSeq lists its product as uncharacterized. The transcript has 5 exons. Lineage: Eukaryota; Metazoa; Mollusca; Gastropoda; Planorbidae. The record is from RefSeq and is a predicted model, not a curated record. The coding region runs from base 529 to 1644 and encodes 371 amino acids.